Messenger RNA from Solea senegalensis (Senegalese sole), 2437 nucleotides. RefSeq names its product linkage group 12 C4orf47 homolog (gene cfap96). The transcript is spliced from 13 exons. Gene Ontology annotation, cellular component: centrosome. NCBI's taxonomy places the organism in Eukaryota, Metazoa, Chordata, Actinopteri, Pleuronectiformes, Soleidae. The coding region runs from base 371 to 1309 and encodes 312 amino acids. The record is from RefSeq and is a predicted model, not a curated record.
UCCCUCCUCAUCCAUCAUCAGCUGCUCUUAAUGGUUAUUCUAACAGGAGGGAUACAAUACUUCCUCCAGAGGGCAGUGCUGAGUCGCAGGCGUCGACAAACAUGGCAACCAUGUGCUGGAUCUGAAAUGGACUGAAACACAGGUGGAUAUCGUGGGGGUGGAACGUGAGAGCACUGCAUGUACGGCUACCAUUUCCAGGAAACUAUCCAAUGCUAAUGAACUUGACACCGUUUCGUUACCGUCUCCAUGGCAACACAGCCUGUGUGUACACACACACACAUACACACACAGAAUGUUAACAGUAAACAAGCCUCAAUAUUAGUGAAGUAAAGACACUGAAAUCCAACAGGAACCAACACAGUGUGUCAGGAUGCCUUCAAGUCACGGGAAGAUGGACAUGGAGCGGCUGGGCAUCUUUAAAGAGAUGAGUUACAUUUCUAUAGGAGACAAAUACACGUCACUCACCAACCGUCCGUUUAAUGUGUCGGCUCACCGCGGCCGGCAGAUGCAGGCGGGAACAACGAGACAGUGGUGUGCUCUGCAGAGCGGUUUCUUUGACAAGUCGUACAGACGCGUGUUUGAGCGCGAGGCCCUGACUGAGCCGCUGAGACUCGCCCGUCUGCACCGGGUCCAGCAGGCCAAGAGGAACCUGGGCAAGGCCUUCGUCCCCUGUGACGGCAUCAAGAGGCCCUGUGGUUCCGGGAGUUUCUAUGGGACGUUAUCAGGACCUGUUGAAUCCCUGAGUCCGCUGACAGUCGGCCAGAAAUCCCGGCGCUCACCUGGACGCAACAUCCUCACCUCACCUCCAAAGAAAGGCAGUGGAUACAGCUAUCCCAAUGUCACGCUGUCUGACAUGCAGCUGUACGCCUCUGAGCCCUACGACCGUCCCAAAGACGUCCUGAAGAAGGAGGCGGCGAUCCAUCGCUCCAAGUUCAGAGACGGUCCCUUCAAGCUCAACCUUCACCCCAGAGCUUUUUUCCAAACCAAUCCAUACCACGGCAACAAGCCUCUGUCUGCACCACACAAGCCCCGCCCACCUGCACAGAAAGCGCCCCCUGUUCCCUUCAAGCCCUCGUCCCCCAGCAAACGGCCUGGAGGAAUGAAGGCGGGGACGUUUGACACUUACCCCUCACACUCUGCUGAUCCGUUCAUCGCUCGCCGCUCCAAAACCACCAAUCCGGAGCCAGUGUUUCACCCCCCGCCUGGUCCUAAGAGCACACCUGUGAAGAGCAUCAUCACUGUCAAUGUUAACAGGAGCGUGCACUCUGCAAACUACACUUCAACCAUCCCGCCUGUGAUGACACUGUGACUACGCCAACACCAGCAGUGUUCUGUAUGUGUUAGUGUGUAUCAGCUGUCAUAAAAGUCCUUCUCUCAUCCUUCAAAAUCAUGUCUCCUUGUAUUUACACUGUUGAAGACAGAAUAAGAUUUACUUCCUUUUAUUCCAACAUCUAUUGUUGUAUUCAGAUCCGUUUCUUCCUCCUUGUGUAUAAUGAUAAUGUUCAUAUGUCGUAACAACUAAGAGCUCAAAUUAAGUUUCGUACACAUAUUUAUAUAAAACAUUUCACUCAAUCUGACAGUUGCUGUCGACAUAUUCUGUGCAUCGUUCACAGUUCAGGAAUGCUUUCUUUAGAGGACAGCAAACAUUCCAAUAAAUAGAAUUGAUGAUACUUUAUUGAUCUCGAGGGAAAUGCAAAGAAAAGAGAAUUCAUGUCCUUUGGGUCAGAACAUUGUUGUAAAAAAUGAAGUGAAAUUGUGUAUUAUAUUCUGCUUAAUGUAAAUACAAGCAUGUCCACUAGUCUGACAGUCAUUACCUUCUGUAAAUUAAUUUAGCCAAUAUUACAGAAAUGCAUUAAACAUAAAUUUUGAAUUAGAACUGUUUUAACUCAAGUAAAAACGUCGCAGAACAUAUUUCACUUGAAACUUAUUUUACAUAUUAUUAAAGAUAAAAUUGGGCUUUUGUUGUAUUUUAAGUCCAAGGAAAACCUAGUGGUCCAUCUGCUUGUAGGACGAUCUUUGAAUGAGCUUCCUUUCCCACAAUGCACAGCGGCGCACUUCUUAAAAGCAAGCGGGACUUCCGCUCGUCCUCUUCCGCCGCAGCAGCUUCCGCUAACACGUCGUCCAUUACGCGAGAGACCGUGUCUCGUCACACAUGCUGUAGCAGGAUGGCGUUGGAUGGACACGCCUGCGUCGUCUCGGAACCACAGCGGAGACUCGGAGCUUCUCGGUGUCUUCGUGCCGCAGACUGACGGAGCAUGAGGAGCAGCUGGCCUGCAGGGGGCAGCAAACGCCUUUAUAGUGUUCAGUGACCUCCCGCCAGGCUGCUGUGAAUGAGUGGGUAAGAUCUGCAGUGUAUAUAUAUAGUAUAAUCAGAACGUCUAAUGACUGUAUGGAUCAAAUGUAAAGUGUUUAAAAUAAACUUUGUUCUUGCACCACA